AAAACAGGGGACAGUCUCUUUCUGCGCACCAAACGGCCUCUUUCCGACUUUCCGUGGACGAGUUUUCUUCCGACUUCAGGCGUACGAAACAAUUCAUUCCUCAUUUAAUUAGACGUUCUUCACUUCUCAAAGUCUCAUACUGAUUUCCCUCAGUUCGACAUUUCAGAUUUCAGAUUGUUUCUUUCAACAUGUUAGGCUUCACAAACAAAUUAAACUGAGCCACAGAUUUAGCUACAAACUUUGCCUCCCCCUUUCUUCAUUAUUUCCUCGAUCCCUUCUCCUUCACUGAAUUCUUCGGCACAAACCCCACAUGCACAAUGUUGAGCCACUCUCUUUCUUUGCCUUCUCAAAUCUCCUCCUCCUCCAUCAGGAAAAGGGACGCAAUGGCAAUGAUCACAAGUAGUAAGAAAGCAAACUUAUUUGCCAAAAGCAAGGAAAAGGUCAGACUGCCUAAGUAUGCCGAAGAGUUCCCUAUUAGUGAGUUCCUUGCUCACCCGUCCGGGAUCGAAACCCUGUUGAAUAAGAGAGCCCUGCAGAGAUUUGAGCCUGUCGAUUUGAACACUUACAGGUGCACUUUGCACAGAAUUCAGUUGCUGCAGUUCGAUGCGGUGCCUGUGGUGGACUUGAGAGUGACUCCGACGAGCGAAGAUUGCAAAGUUGAGAUGUUAUCUUGCAAGUUUGAGGGUUCAAGAUCAGUAGUACAUCAAAACAACCUUUUCUCAGCAUUCAUGAUAAAUCAUAUAACUUGGGAGGAGAACGGUAUCCAAACUUGCUUAGAGGUCAACGUUAACCUGAAAGUAACUCUUGAGAUCUAUACACAACCAUUCAACUUGCUUCCAGUAUCGGUGAUAGAAAAGCCUGGAAAUUUGGUGAUGCAAGGUCUCACCGACAAGCUUGUAUCUUUGCUCAUUGAGCAAUUGCUCAAGGACUACGGUGCGUGGGUCGAAAAACAAUCCAACCUCUCUUCUAAACCUUGAUGUACUUUGUUAUUUAUUUUUGUAUUCCCUUUUCCAGUUUUUAGUUGACAAAUUUCAGCAAUUACAUGAUUUCUUGUAUCUGCUUAAUAAAACUAUGUUUUCGGUCACUCCAUAAUCGUGUCCAAUUAGGCGAUCAA
Molecule: messenger RNA, 1114 nt
Organism: Asparagus officinalis (garden asparagus)
Lineage: Eukaryota; Viridiplantae; Streptophyta; Magnoliopsida; Asparagales; Asparagaceae
Exons: 7
Coding region: 318-977 (219 amino acids)
Source: RefSeq, a predicted model, not a curated record